AUGUUUAAAAGCGAGAUGAAGGUGGACGGCGAGAGGCUAUCGAGGAAGGUUCGAUUCCGAGUGGCGUCUUCGCACAGCGGAAGGGUGCUGAAGGAGGUCUAUGCCGAUGGGGAGGCUGCUGACUCUCUGGACUCUGAGUACACCAGUAGCUCAGAGACUGACCAAACCAGCCGGCUAAGCGAGGUGGAGGGGCAGCAGAACGGACACGUAGGGUCUGAGUGCGAUGAAAAUGAGACUGAGCAGGAUGACCUGCUCGUUUUAGUCAGAGCUGCUAAAGAGAGGCGCUUUGGUACAAAGAGAGUCAACAUCCUCAGCAAAAAUGGCACAGUCAGAGGAGUCAAGCACAAAGUCAGCGCUGGCCAAGCCCUCUUUGACAAUUUGGCAAAAGUAUUUCAGCAACCUGCCACAUCCCUGGAGUUUGGCCGCAUAGUAAUUUACACUACCAGCCUUCGUGUGGUGAGAAACACUUUUGAGAGAUGUGAACUGGUUAGAAAGAUCUUUCAGAAUCACAGAGUUAAGUUUGAAGAGAAAAACAUUGCUCUGAACAGCGAUUAUGGCAAAGAACUGGAUGAGAGAUGCAGGAGGGUCUGUGAAGUCCCCUCGCUCCCCGUCGUGUUUAUCGAUGGCCAUUACCUUGGGGGUGCUGAGAAAAUUUUACUUAUGAAUGAAUCUGGGGACCUGCAGGAUCUCUUAACCAAAAUCGAGAGAGUCCAACAUCCCCACGAGUGCCUCUCCUGUGGGGGCUUUGGUUUCCUGCCGUGCUCAGCGUGCCAUGGGAGCAAGAUGUCUCUGUUUCGGAACUGCUUUACGGACUCAUUCAAAGCCCUCAAGUGCACUGCCUGCAACGAGAACGGGCUGCAGCGCUGCCAGAGCUGUGCAGGAUGAG
Molecule: messenger RNA, 886 nt
Organism: Pogoniulus pusillus (Red-fronted tinkerbird)
Lineage: Eukaryota; Metazoa; Chordata; Aves; Piciformes; Lybiidae
Gene: GRXCR1
Product: glutaredoxin and cysteine rich domain containing 1
Exons: 6
Coding region: 1-885 (294 amino acids)
Biological process (GO): sensory perception of sound; inner ear receptor cell stereocilium organization
Cellular component (GO): stereocilium; kinocilium
Source: RefSeq, a predicted model, not a curated record